Messenger RNA from Pollicipes pollicipes, 2098 nucleotides. RefSeq names its product mus81 structure-specific endonuclease subunit (gene mus81). Gene Ontology annotation, biological process: resolution of meiotic recombination intermediates; double-strand break repair via break-induced replication; DNA catabolic process. Gene Ontology annotation, molecular function: DNA binding; crossover junction DNA endonuclease activity; 3'-flap endonuclease activity. Gene Ontology annotation, cellular component: Holliday junction resolvase complex; nucleus. The record is from RefSeq and is a predicted model, not a curated record. NCBI's taxonomy places the organism in Eukaryota, Metazoa, Arthropoda, Thecostraca, Pollicipedomorpha, Pollicipedidae.
AACGCGUCAAGUUUUGAUUGUUGCAGCGGCAAAUUUGACUGCUGUAGCGUUGUCUGUAGAUCCGGGGGUGAUUUAGUUAAAAAACAGACAGAAAGCAUUGUAGCUUCGGUGGGUAGGGGCACUCAAUACAUGCAGUCCCACUGUUAACUGGUCUUCAAGUUCUUGAAACUUUGUGCCGUACGGUAACGCCUUCGAAGGGGAAUUAACUUAAUCAUCUUCUGGAUCAGAUCCUGCAGAUUUUCCUAUAACGUAAAGAAUGGAAGUGGAACCAGAGGUGAAAAGGCUGAAGAGGAUGUUUAAGGACCCAAAUCCUCUAUUCAGAACUUGGUUGACUGAGUGGAAAAAUGAGGCGGAGAGCAAGGGCACCAAAAUGAAAUUUGUGUACGCAACGGCGCUGAAGUCGCUGCGCCAGUACCCGCUGCCGCUGACGUCCGGCAAGAGCUGCAACAUCCUCAAGGGCUUCGGGACCGCGCUCUGCGCCCGGCUGGAUCAGCGUCUGCAGCAGCACGUCGACAAGCACGGCCCGCUGCCGGCCGCCGGCGUCACUGACCGGGUGGAGAUCAACGGUGCCGGCCGGAGGAGGCAGAGCGGCGCCGCUCGGAGGAACGGGAGGAAGUCGGCCGAGUACCGGCCGCGGCCCGGCUCCGGGGCGUUCGCCGUGCUGCUGACCCUGCGUCGGCACGAGCAGCAGCCCGGCAGCACCGGGUUCCUCGAGAAGGGGGCGCUGCAGGAGCAGGCGCAGCCGCUGUGCUCGUCGUCGUUCACGCUGCCGGAGGCGGGCAGCUACUACACGGCCUGGAGCACCGUGUCGAGCCUGGUCAAGCGACGCCUGGUGCAGAGGCAGGGCUGCCCGGCCAGGUGAGCCUGAACAGACGACGGACGUCAGCUGGCCGACCGGCUUCAGGUGUCGCCCGCGGCCGUCCCCAGCCAGCGGGCUCGCUUCGACGGUCUGGAGGCGUCCCCAGCGCCCGUCCCCAGCCAGCGGGAUCGCUUCGGCUGUCUGGGGGCGUCCCCGCCGCCCGUCUACAGCCAGCGGACCGGCUGUGACGGCCCGUACCAGUACAUCUCCGACGGCGGUGCAGACGUCCGCGGCAAGGACGAGGCGGCGGUGCUGAUCGACGACGAGUUCGUGGGCUUCCUGUGCCGCGGGACGCGCGGCCGCCCUUGGUGCUCCAGCCGAACACCUUUGACGUCAUGCUCUGCGUGGACAAUCAGGAGACGUCUGGCAAGUCGGGUGCCUGGCGCCUGCCUGCGCACCUACCGGGACGUGGUGUUGGCCGAGCUGCAGAAGAACGGCGUGGUGGCGGACGUGCGUAAGCUCAGUGUGGGCGACUUCCUGUGGGUGGCGCGGCCACGCACCGGCCAGCAGACCCCGGAGGAGCUGGUGCUACCGUACGUGGUGGAGCGCAAGCGCCUGGAUGACCUGGCGGCGAGUAUCCGCGACAGCCGCUACCGCGAGCAGAAGUUCCGGCUGAAGCGAUGCGGCCUGCCGCACGUCAUCUACCUGGCCGAGGCCAUGGACGGGCCGGCCGGCCUGCCGCACGUCAUCUACCUGGCCGAGGCCAUGGGCUCCGGGCCACGAGCCCACAGCGUCGGGAUGCCCGACUCGACGCUGCAGCAGGCGCUGGCCAACUGCCAGGUGGUGGACGGCUUCCGCGUGAAGCGGACGGCCGACCAGCGCGAGACGGCCGCCUUCCUCACGCUCAUGACGCGCCGGCUACAGCGCCGCUACCAGCAUCUCCGGUCUGGAGAGCUGUCCGCGGGACCUCCUGCCGGCGGCGAUGUCGGCCACUCCACAGCGCCUGCUUCGCUUCAGCGAGUUCCACCAGCUGUCGGGAAGCGGCAGCGGCUGACGGCCACCGACCUAUUCGCCAAGAUGCUGCUGCAGCUGGCCGGCCUGUCAGUGGACAAGGCCGGCGCCGUGGUGGCCGCCUACCCGACCGUGCGCCGCCUGCUGGACGCGUACGCCGACUGCGACACGCCAACCGAGGCGGAGGCGCUGCUCGCGCCGCUGCGCGCGCCCAGGUCGGGUCGCCCGCUCGGCGCCGCCGUCAGUCGCGCCCUCUACCACCUGUACUGCGACGCCCAGCUGCGGUGA